Molecule: messenger RNA, 7653 nt
Organism: Nycticebus coucang (slow loris)
Lineage: Eukaryota; Metazoa; Chordata; Mammalia; Primates; Lorisidae
Gene: MEGF10
Product: multiple EGF like domains 10
Exons: 25
Coding region: 376-3807 (1143 amino acids)
Cellular component (GO): membrane
Molecular function (GO): protein binding
Source: RefSeq, a predicted model, not a curated record
AGCGGCCACUGCCCCGGCGGCAGCAGCUGCAGCAGCGGCAACUGCUCGCACCCGGCCCCGGCUCGGGUUACUUCCCUCCUCCUGCAGCAUCUGGAGCCAGACAGGGGAAACCUUGUUCAAGUUUGCAGCAAGUUCUUAUUCGGGGCGCAAAACUGGGGGUCUGGAAACGCGUUGAGACCCGCCUCCCUUCGCGCGUCUUCCCUGGCGCCGGAACGAGGACUCCCAAGUGUCGCUGUCUUCUGGGACGCUACUUGGACCCUAACUACGCUGUUUGGAACAGAUUUUGUGUCCUGUGUGGCCUGGACUGAAGUCCGAGUGAAAAAGGUUGCGCUGCGAAUCUUAAGAUCUCCGGACCUGGGUUGUUCUUCAGAAAAAAUGGUCAUUUCUUUGAAGUCAUGCCUGAACUUUAUGUGUUUAUUGUUGGGCCAUUGGAUUGGGACGGCAUCACCUCUGAAUCUUGAAGACCCUAAUGUGUGUAGCCACUGGGAAAGCUACUCAGUGACCGUGCAAGAGUCAUACCCACAUCCCUUUGAUCAAAUUUACUACACGAGCUGCACCGACAUUCUAAACUGGUUUAAAUGCACGCGGCACAGAAUCAGUUACCGGACCGCGUAUCGGCAUGGGGAGAAAACGAUGUACAGGCGCAAGUCCCAGUGUUGUCCUGGGUUUUAUGAAAGUGGGGAGAUGUGUGUCCCCCACUGUGCUGAUAAAUGUGUCCAUGGCCGCUGUGUUGCUCCAAACACCUGUCAGUGUGAGCCUGGCUGGGGAGGGACCAACUGCUCCAGUGCCUGUGACGGUGAUCACUGGGGACCCCACUGCAGCAGCCGGUGCCAGUGCAAAAAUGGGGCUCUGUGCAACCCCAUCACGGGGGCUUGCCACUGCGGUGCAGGCUUCCGGGGCUGGCGCUGUGAGGAGCGCUGUGAGCAGGGCACCUACGGUAACGACUGUCAUCAGAAAUGCCAGUGCCAGAACGGAGCCACCUGCGACCACGUCACGGGAGAGUGCCGCUGCCCACCGGGAUAUACUGGAGCCUUCUGUGAGGAUCUUUGUCCCCCUGGUAAACAUGGUCCACAGUGCGAGCAGAGAUGCCCUUGCCAAAACGGAGGAGUGUGUCAUCACGUCACCGGAGAAUGUUCCUGCCCCUCUGGCUGGAUGGGCACAGUGUGUGGUCAGCCUUGCCCCGAGGGUCGCUUUGGAAAGAACUGUUCUCAAGAAUGUCAGUGCCAUAACGGAGGGACGUGUGAUGCUACCACAGGCCAAUGUCAUUGCAGUCCAGGAUACACAGGGGAACGGUGCCAGGAUGAGUGUCCCGUUGGGACUUACGGACUUCACUGUGCUGAGACCUGCAGGUGCAUCAAUGGAGGGAAAUGCUACCACGUGAGCGGCGCCUGCCUCUGUGAGGCUGGCUUUGCUGGUGAGCACUGUGAAGCGCGCCUGUGUCCAGAGAGGCUCUAUGGCAUCAAAUGUGACAAGCGGUGCCCCUGCCACCUGCACAACACUCAGAGCUGUCACCCCAUGUCUGGAGAGUGUGCCUGCAAGCCAGGCUGGUCGGGACUCUAUUGUAAUGAGACGUGCUCUCCCGGGUUCUACGGGGAAGCUUGCCAGCAGAUCUGCAACUGCCACAACGGGGCUGACUGCGACAGUGUGACUGGAAAGUGCACCUGUGCUCCAGGAUUCAAAGGCAGUGACUGCUCCACCCCGUGCCCUCUGGGAACCUACGGGGUUAACUGUUCCUCCCGCUGUGGCUGUAAAAACGAUGCUGUCUGCGCGUCUGUGGAUGGAUCUUGUACUUGUAAGGCAGGCUGGCACGGGGUGGAUUGCUCCAUCAGGUGCCCCAGCGGCACAUGGGGCUUUGGCUGUAACUUAACUUGCCAGUGCCUUCACGGGGGAGCCUGCAACACCCUGGAUGGGACCUGCACGUGCGCACCUGGAUGGCGCGGGGAGAAGUGCGAACUUCCCUGCCAGGAUGGCACAUACGGGCUGAACUGUGCUGAGCGCUGUGACUGCAGCCAUGCAGAUGGCUGCCACCCUACCACAGGCCAUUGCCGCUGCCUUCCCGGAUGGUCAGGUGUCCACUGUGACAGCGUCUGUGCAGAGGGUCGCUGGGGUCCCAACUGCUCCCUACCCUGCUACUGUAAAAAUGGGGCCUCAUGUUCCCCCGAUGACGGCAUCUGUGAGUGUGCACCAGGGUUUCGAGGGACCACUUGUCAGAGAAUCUGCUCACCUGGCUUUUAUGGGCAUCGCUGCAGCCAGACGUGCCCUCAGUGUGUUCAUAGCAGUGGGCCCUGCCACCACAUCACCGGCCUGUGUGACUGCUUACCUGGCUUCACAGGCGCCCUGUGCAAUGAAGUGUGUCCCAGUGGCAGAUUUGGGAAAAACUGUGCAGGGAUUUGUACCUGCACCAACAACGGAACCUGUAACCCCAUUGACAGAUCUUGUCAGUGCUACCCGGGCUGGAUUGGCAGUGAUUGCUCUCAGCCUUGUCCACCUGCCCACUGGGGCCCAAACUGCAUCCACACGUGCAACUGCCACAACGGAGCCUACUGCGGUGCCUACGAUGGGGAGUGCAAGUGCACCGCUGGCUGGACGGGGCUCUACUGCACUCAGCGAUGUCCCCUGGGGUUUUAUGGCAAGGACUGUGCGCUGAUAUGCCAGUGUCAAAACGGAGCCGACUGCGACCACAUCUCGGGGCAGUGCACUUGCCGCACGGGCUUCAUGGGCAGGCACUGUGAACAGAAGUGCCCUGCUGGAACAUAUGGCUAUGGCUGUCGCCAGAUAUGUGACUGUCUGAACAACUCCACCUGCGACCAUAUCACUGGGACCUGUUACUGCAGCCCAGGAUGGAAGGGCGCACGUUGUGAUCAAGCUGGGGUCAUAAUAGUUGGAAACCUGAACAGCCUCAGCCGGACCAGUACUGCUCUGCCUGCGGACUCUUACCAGAUCGGGGCCAUUGCGGGCAUCAUCAUUCUUGUCCUAGUUGUUCUCUUCCUCCUGGCGUUGUUCAUUAUUUAUAGACACAAGCAGAAGGGCAAGGAAUCCAGCAUGCCAGCGGUGACCUACACCCCCGCUGUGAGGGUCAUCAACGCAGAUUACACCAUUUCAGAAACCCUUUCUCACAGCAAUGGUGGAAACGGGAACAGCCAUUACUUCACCAAUCCCAGUUACCACACACUCACCCAGUGUGCUGUGUCCCCACAUGUCAACAACAGGGACAGGGUGACCAUCACGAAGUCAAAAAACAAUCAGCUGUUUGUGAAUCUUAAAAAUGUGAACCCUGGGAAGAGAGGCCUUGUGGCGGACUGCACAGGGACUCUGCCUGCUGACUGGAAACAUGGCGGCUACCUCAAUGAGCUCGGCGCUUUUGGACUUGACAGAAGCUAUAUGGGAAAAUCCUUAAAAGACCUGGGAAAGAAUUCUGAAUAUAAUUCAAGUACGUGCUCCCUAAGCAGUUCUGAAAACCCAUAUGCCACUAUUAAGGAUCCACCUGUACUUAUCCCCAAAAACUCAGAAUGCGGCUACGUGGAGAUGAAAUCACCAGCACGAAGAGAUUCUCCAUAUGCGGAAAUCAACAACUCAACUUCAGCCAACAAGAAUGUCUAUGAAGUUGAACCUACAGUGAGUGUUGUCCAAGGAAUAUUCAGCAAUAAUGGGCUUCUCACCCAGGAUCCUUACGACCUCCCAAAGAACAGUCACAUCCCUUGUCAUUAUGACCUGCUGCCGGUCCGAGACAGUUCAUCUUCCCCCCAGCGAGAAGACAGUGGCAGCAGCGGCAGCAGCAGCAGCAGCAGCAGCAGCAGCCGUGAAUAACACCAGACGGCUACUUGGUAACUGCUGGAAACUUUUCCAGAACUGCCACUGGGUUCUUCUCCAUUUUCAAGUUUGCCACCUUGUGUGAAUGUUAAUCAACUUGGUGGGCAAUUGUUGGACAUGAACCAGAAAGCUCAGAGCUGAGGCUGGCACUGACCAUAGAUGCUCCUUGUACAGGUGGUGGCUUGGAAGGAGAGAGCGACUUCCUUUCUCAUGGCUGUUAGUUUUAGAGCUGCACUCGUGAAGCAUGCCUUAGUGUAACGUGUUGGCUGGAAGCAUGAGCUUGCAGAACUCCUUCGGAGACACGGGUUGCGGUGGACAGUGGCGUGGUUGCUUGAAAAAUUAAAAUGUACACGUUUUAUUUCUCAUUCACAGCAUAGAUCUGCACUUAGGACUGUACAGUUUCUCAUAAAAUUUACUUCGGAAGAGUGGGACUCACUAAACAUGUAGAGAAAAGGGGGCAUAUUACUGAGUCCUUGUUGCUUACUAUUUUUCAGCCAGACUCAGACUUGUAGGGAUAAGCUGGAUGUCCUGGGGCAUGACUGGGUAGACUUUGAAUACACUCUAGAAGUGGAUAGAAAAUUUAAAUAUGAAAAUCUUAGGUUUCAUUUAGAAUGGGAAAUUGUAUAAUUAGGAUAAUGUUAGAAAUAUUAGAAGUAUGUGUAUUGCAGAAGUCAGUGUACAGAUAUGCCAGGCAGAGGUGGUUUUUCUGUUGGAUCCUUGGCCCACUUUUGUUACAUUAUUCUGAUCAGUGUCCCCAUCAUAGUUAUUCACUACUGGAGAUUCAUAACAUAUCAAUGAUUAUUUCAUAAAUAGAUAAAUGAAAUAAUUUUAUUUUUGACAGACCGGGUUGAAUGAGUGUGUAAUGAUUGGUAAGGACUGUAAAUUUUAAGUGUAAGAAGAUACUUAAGAUUUGUAAACCAUUAGUAGUACAUGCCGUAAUAUAGAAUUAGCAAAAAAUUUUGAUUAAUUUUUCCCUGUAAGUGACUGAAAUAUUUUUGUGCAUAUUUGAGAAAAGGGCACUUUCCUUUAUUAAUUGUCAAUUUAGAGAAACUGUGCUUAAGCUGGUCUUUUGCAUCGCUAAUUGACAUGUACCCCAUUUUUCAUUAAUUUGUAUUUCCAUUUUUAAGGUGUAUAUUCUAUGUUUUGUAGUAUUUGGAUUGUUAAUGAAAAAACGAUUCUGUGUUCGUUGUUUCUUGUAUCAUUACCACUCAUUUUUUUGCUUGAUUAAAAUGUAUUAUUCUUUUUUUUUUCUUUUGGAGGGAAGAGAUGAAAAUAUAUGAUUGAAAUCUAUUAAAAUUGGUUAUUAUUGAAAUAAUACAGUAAUCCAGGUGAUUGGCUUAUGAUUGAAAGAGAGAAGCUUUGUGGUAUUGUAAAGUGGAGUUCCUUUUGAUCUGUGGGUUCCCUAAUUCUUGGUUACACCAGGGAGAGGGAGAGCAAGAAGGAAACGUUGUCACUGAGUCAAUAUUACAGACUCAUCUCACUAAAACCUUCUUCAUAGUGAUCACGUGAUUGAUCAGCCAAACUCGGGCACUUUGGAGAAUAAACGAGUGCGUAAGUCUGGCCCUGGGCUUAAGUCUGGAAUGUUCCGGCAAACCAGAACAGAUGCUCAUCCUGCACAUACUUAUGUAAUAACAUUUUUUACUCCCAGGAAGUUGUCUCAUGAGAUUGCUGAUAUGAUGCAAGAAACCCAGUUUCACUUUUUUUGAUUUACUUGAUCAAGCAGAGGAGCUGAAAGGCUGAAUAAGAAAGAAAAUUCAUAAGAGAAAACAAUGGUCUUCAAUAUGUUGAAGACAUGAUACCCUAUAUGGCUUUCUGCUCCAGGGAGUCAAUGAACAAAGAUGUAGAAUGCAUUGGCCUGCCAGUAGUAUACCUAAGGCAUCGCCCCAGCCAGUUACCAAGUUGGCACAGCUCGUUAUUUCAGUUCACACACCUGCGGCUGUGCUGGUAGUUUGGACCAGGUGCACAGUACCUUCUUAUAACUCACCCCUUGGAAGGCUGUUUCUUUUAAGGAACUCCAGAGUCAAUUUAAGGAAAUAAGGAAUUGCCUAGAACAUGUCUUAGAAGAAAUUGAUUUAUUUCAGUAGUUGACCACUGGCUGACCCUUGACUCUAGGGGACAGGCAUCUCAUGGUGACAUGUGUGAGUCAGUAGACAAGGAGUCCUUUUUGGUAACAAUAAUAAUAAGAAGAAGAAGACAUUGCCCACUUCUCUUUUUAGGAACCUCUCUUUAGAGCUCUGUGGUAAGAUGAGUUUUCCCAUCACUCCCUGGAGAGGUUAAAACAAACACACACACAAAAAACCCCCUGGUUUCUUUUCUCAUUCCACUACUUAAAAAAGGAAAGCUUAAUGUACAAAGGCAACAGCAACUUAGGUAGAAAACCGGGUCAACAGAUGUAAACUCCAAAGGGCCACCGCCUUCCCUCCCGGUGCAUUUUUUUUCUGACAGAUUUCUCAGGCUGAUGUCCUGAGAUAUUUGUACCCGAGGCAAUUCUUACCAGAGUUCACUCGGGAUUUUUCAAACAUCAGACCUCACACAGAGGUGUGGAUAUUGUAAAACCACAUGUUAACUUGAAGAAGUCUGGGUGAGAAGGCAAAAUUUCCCGGGUGUUUUGAUAUAGAUUUGUGUAGAGAGGAUUACUUUUGACAGAAUAAGAAUUAAAAGACAAAGGGACCUGGCAAGUUUUUCCCCCCCAAAAUUACAAACUUUAGAAAUUUUUCAAGUACUUCAAAUGUAAUUUGAUGGCAAUACCAUUCUUACACAAGGCGUAUCUGUUCUCUUGAUCUUUGAACCUAUAUUAAUUUUGGAUCCUGAUAUUAAUUUUUCCCCUAAAUCCUGUAAUGGGCAUGGAGGUAAGUGAUUUUGAAGAUAACUGGCAAAAACCAUUCAUAUAGGAAUGUCAGCCUAUUAUUUCCUUAGAAAUUGAUGUAUCAGAAAAUUUAUAAAUUAUUGGCCCAAAUGAUAAUUCCUAUAUUUGCCUUAAUAAAAAGACUAUUUGAUUUGUAGUUAAUUAUAGAUGGUAAGGAAAACAUUAUGGUUAUUUUAUAGUGCUUGACAUUAAUUCCUCUCCUAUGACAUAGGAAUAAUGUAACAGAAUUCAAUGUGUUUAGCAUUAUCUUUAUGGAAUUUUUAUUCACCGAUUUCAGGAAAACCAACCAUAGAAUUUUAUAAUAGGGCAGAUAUAACCUGCCCCCACUAAAUCCAUUAGCACAAUGAUUAUGUGUUGCGAGAAAUUAAAUAAUUUAUGAAAAUGCAGUCAUUUUGACCCCAAAGAUCCACGUUAGUGGCCAAUUAUUGAGACUUUUAAACCAUAAGUAUUACAAAAGUUUAACAAGGGUAUCAUAACACCAUUUAUAAUUUUCAUCAUUGUUAGAAGUCCAUUUUAUGCUUAAAAUAAACCAAAAUCAGAAAGCAAUUGGUUUUAAGGGUAUUUUUUUUAAAUAAUGAAUUUUCUCUGGGUAAAAUCUCUUUUUUAUUCAAACUGAAUAUUUAAGAGAUACUGUGGUCUUAAAGGCUUUAUGUGAUGGACGUGUACAUAGAAAUCCAAGUGCAGAUCACAGGGUAAGGACGCAUGCUUGUCUGUUAACUAAAGAUGUACAGCAAACUGCCCUGUGAGUCCUGUUAAUAACGGUGUCCUAACAUUGGGUCUGCUUAUUCUAGUUUCAUAUUUAGUCUACGCUUCACUUUGAUACGAAUGAACUGCAGAAUAUAUUUUUAAAAGGAAAAAAAUCAAAUUACAAGAGGAUUUACUUGGUUGUAGCAAACAAAGAAAGUGCUGUGUUGAGAUAUCUCUAUUUUCCAAAGAUGAUAAACUUGCAUCAGUAUUAGUCUACAUUGUCAUUUAUA